UGGAGAGAUACCGUGGGACUGGUCAUAUGCAUGCAUGUCCAGAGUAGGGAGAGAUUAUCUGUGAGGUGUAGCCCUGAGUUUAGGGUGUCCAAGAGUGAUCUCUAGAGCUAGCUUGGUGCUGCAGUUGACCUAUGAGUGAAUGGUGUUGGCUAGUCUGCUGGCUGCUGGCUGCAAAAACUGGGCUUCGAAGUGUGGUGGGCUCAGAGGCCCCGUUGUCUCCAGACCUCCAUCCUGUCUGGAAGCCAGCAUUGGCAAAGUGGCCUCCUCAGCCAGCAGCUCCAGGAGGGCCUGAGGUUUGAGAAGAGACAAAAAAUAAACAGGGUGUGGAGCUUUCUGAACUUGAGUCCAAGGUCCAGGUUCUGAGUCAAUGCUAUCCUCAGCCAGCUCAGUGAGGUCCACAGAUUCACUUUGCUAUGAGUGGGGGCAUUUCCCGGCCAGACCCCCUCCCUAGUGUAUCCAGGCUUGCCUCUCCUAAGCACAAUCUGCCAGGCCUCCUGCAGCAAGCCCAGCUCAACUGUCCAGGCCCCAAGGAUGAAAGGUGUGCCAGUCCCAUCCAUCCUGAGACUACCCCUAAAGUCAGUUCUGGAGUAAUCUAUUGCUAUGGGGAAUGAGGAAGAGCUCAGGAUGAGGACUGAAAGUUGGGGUAACCCUCUAGCAAGCCAGUCCUCGCUUGGAGCCAAAAAGGUCCAUUUCUAGUGAUCGGUGGAGGAAUAAGACUGGACGAGAGCUAGUCUCUUGCCAGCACAAUCUGAGAGUUCAAUAGCUUCUGAUACACUGUUGCAUCUUCCGCUUGCCUUUCUAGUAACACAGUUAACUUUGCUAGCGCUCUGGACUAGCUAAGCGCAGAUCUCUGGCCUUGCUCCCACCUUUUCCAUAGCUGUAUUUAGGCUGGGCGUAGAGUGCCAGUCUGCUCCUUCCCAGCUGCUGGGGGAAUCUGAACCCUUCCUUCCAGCCUGGUGCCAAUGCCAGAGUCACUGACAGGGUGGAGGAGCCCCAGGGAGGUCUAACCCAGCUGUCAGCACCAAUGAUGGAUGAGGGGGUACAUUAUAGGGAGACCCAGAGGACCAGGCGCCUGUUCUGCUCCAGGGCGGAACCCCUGGACUGGCCUCCUGGGGUCUACAAGCAGAGUCUCUGCCCCUCACAGCUGGGGACCUGAGUGAGGGAGUAUCCCAGUAAGGCUGCUUAAAGGCCCAAAGGGUGCCGAGCCUUUGUACUCCCUGGACAUCAUGGGCAUUAGAGUCUCUCCCGUUGCCUUCUUCCUGCUCUGCCUGACUUCUGAGAGCUUGCAAGGCGGACUUCCCCGACUCCCUCCUAACUUGGGGAAAGGCUACAGCCCCUCCAGUGGACUGGGAACAGCCUUUGGAGGAGAUGCUAAGCCUCAAAAGUCAGGCUCUCUAACUCAAAAUGGCUAUGGAACAGGCGUUGGAGGUGGUAUGGAACCUCCAAAGCCAGGCUUUGGAGGGAAGGUGAAGCCCCAGAAAUCAGGAUAUGGGCCUGGGCUAGGAGCUGGAGCCUUUCCAGGAGUGGGAGGAGCUCAGCCAGCACCUGCACCUCAGAAUGGCUAUGGACCAGGUACUGGAGAGGGCAUGAAAGCUCCAAAGCCAGGGCCUCCAGCUCAGAAUGGUCAUGGACCAGGUACCGGAGAAGGCAUGAAACCUCCAAAGCCAGGGUUCAGCAAUGGGAAUGGAAUAGGAGCUGGAGCCUUCCCAGGAAUUGGAGCCCAGCCAGGCUUGGGAGCUGGCAUGAAGCCUCAGAAGCCAGGAUUUGGCAAUGGAAACACCCUGGGGUCCCAGCCAGGUCCUGCAGUUCAGAAUGGCUUUGGAGCAGACUUUGGAGGAGUUGGGAAAGCCCAGAAGCCAGGACUUGGGAAUGGAAAUGGGCAGGGAGCCGGGGCCUUCCUGGGAACUGGAGCCCAGCCAGGCCUUGGAGGAGGACUAAGACCCCAGAAGCCAGGCUACGAAGGUGUGAAGCCUCAGAAACCAGGAUUCGGAAACGGGAAUGGAUUUGGCCUGGGAGCCCAGCCAGGGCCUCCAGCUCAGAAUGGUCAUGGACCAGGUACCGGAGAAGGCAUGAAACCUCCAAAGCCAGGGUUCAGCAAUGGGAAUGGAAUAGGAGCUGGAGCCUUCCCAGAAAUUGGAGCCCAGCCAGGUUUUGGAGAAGGCAGGAAACCCCAGAAGCCAGGAUAUGGGAACGGAAAUGGACUGGAUGCCCUACCAGGUUAUGGGCCAGAAUUGAAGGCUCAGAAACUAGGAUUAUGGAAUGGCCGUGGGCUUGGAAUCCAGCUGGGGUACAGAAAUGGGCUGGGACCUAGAGCCUUCCAAGGCCAGGGACCACAGCCAGGUAGGGGAAACAAGCCAUCUCAGGCACAGAUGGUCCUGGGAAGGGGCAGGAACAAGGUGGGGUCCCCAUACCCUGUUCAUCUCACCUCAGGACUGGGAAAGGCUGGGAAACUUCUUAAGCCAGGUGAAGUCCUUUCUGUCUCUCUCCCUGCCCCCCCCCUUGGUAUCCCUACCCCUAAUGUCAGCCCCACCCUCAUAGCCUUCCUUCCUCUCAGGGUACAUGACAGGGAACAGGCUAGGGAUCCCACCAGGCCUGGAGGCUGGUAUGAAACCUCCAAAGACAGGCAAGUGACCCUGCCUCUCCCUUACCCCCUUUCUUCUCCAGGAUACAACAAUGGAAAUGGCAUGGCAGCCCAGCCGGGUCCCUGCCACCGUGGCCUUUCUCCAGCAAAGUUCCUCCCCAGGCCUCCCACCACAGUCCCUUCAGCUAAAGGAGGUGGCUGGAGCCUGAAAUCCCAGCUCCCACCCCCAGUGCAGAAUGCACCAACCCCAGCCAUCCAGUGGGGACCGAAGCCUCAGAAAGCUGGUUACCAGCCCUUCAAUGGCUACGGAGCUGGAGCAAAACUGGGCUUCCGUGGUGGCCUCAAGCUGCAGAAAGUUGGUUUCCAUUAUGGAAAUGAAGCUGUGGACGCGGGAAUUUUGCCAGAGACCCUGCAGCCAGGAUUCCCCAGAGCCAAUGGCUUUAGGAAUGGACUCAGGGAGGAGACUCUUCUCUACCCUAAAGCCACAGUUCCAGCCCUUGAAAGACAUGGUCAGGCUGGAGCCUUCCAGCCCUGGGGGGCUGGAAUGAAGCCAGGAUAUGGAUAUGCAGGCCUUGGGAUCCAGGCAGGGCCCUAUGGGCAGCUGAAGCCAGAGCAGCUGAAGCACCUGGGGGAUCCUGAAGUAAAAACAUAUACCAACAGCCAGCUGGGAAAUGGCUACAGGGGACACUGUCCUUCUGGGAAAUGCUGAAUGGAGCCUAGCCCUGCCGACCCCAGGGUCUCUGCAUUAGAGCCUGGUCAGAGGAGCACAGCAGGAGGAUCAUGAGACUUGCCCAGGGCACUGCACUGCCCUGCCCCGGGUCUCCUCUGGGCUGAAGUAUUAAUAAAAGCCAUAUGAUUCCCCGUUUGCCUCUGCAUGCAGGGGAGGGAUGCUGACUUCAGGGAGGGCGGCACAUGGCGCCUCACUUCAUCUUUAUCUGCUCAUCAAGUGUGGCUCUGUGCCAGGGGUGGAUUCCAUAUGGAAGACAGCGAAACAGAUUUAAAACCUGUCCCUAGGGAGGGGUGUUGUUUGAUCAUAGUCUAGUGGAGAAACAAAACAAAACAAAACAAACCACCCACGCCCAGUGUUUCGACUGGCAUGUACCUCAGUACUGCCUAGAAUGCUGGAGACUCUGGGUGUGAGCUCCAGUUCUGAAAAAGGAAGACCUACCUCUAAAUGGUGUCACAUUCUGAGGUCCUGGAGGAGUCUAGGAUGUAGGGAGCUUUUUGUUUUUUUACCUUGCAAAAGAAUGUUUUAUAGCUUGUUUCAAUUUGUAAUCCAUUUGCUAACGUUGUUAAAGAGGCUGGGUGUGA
Messenger RNA from Mus musculus (house mouse), 3892 nucleotides. It is a transcript of the gene Grep1, whose product is annotated as glycine rich extracellular protein 1. The transcript has 41 exons. The coding region runs from base 1227 to 3290 and encodes 687 amino acids. The record is from RefSeq and is a predicted model, not a curated record. NCBI's taxonomy places the organism in Eukaryota, Metazoa, Chordata, Mammalia, Rodentia, Muridae.